Tetrapisispora phaffii CBS 4417 is the source of this 1308-nucleotide messenger RNA. RefSeq names its product tRNA (guanine-N2-)-methyltransferase (gene TRM11). The transcript has a single exon. Lineage: Eukaryota; Fungi; Ascomycota; Saccharomycetes; Saccharomycetales; Saccharomycetaceae. The record is from RefSeq and is a predicted model, not a curated record. Gene Ontology annotation, cellular component: cytoplasm. Gene Ontology annotation, molecular function: nucleic acid binding. The coding region runs from base 1 to 1308 and encodes 435 amino acids. Gene Ontology annotation, biological process: methylation.
AUGAAAAAGUACCUUCUAUUUAUGGUGCAUGCUCAUUUGAACUUUAGAAAAGCAGAGAUUGAAUCAUUGGCAGAUUUGUUCAAUAUUGAAAGUAUAGAUUAUUCGAAAUAUUCUGACCAGAGUCCAUUUCUAAUUGCCGACUUGAAAAAUGAUGAAGAAGCAAGCACCUGGAUUAAGAGAUCCAUCUUAACUAAGGCAAUCUAUGAAUAUUGGGGAGAAGGUGAGACAAUGGAAGAUUUGCACAAGUCAAUUAAGGAACAACCUUACACCGAAAAAUAUAUUAAAGACUACGAAUUGGAUUCUUUUAAAUUUGAAUUUGAAACUUACAAAGGUAAUUCAAAAAAUAAUAAUGUUGAUAGAGUUAAACAAAUAGAAUCAUUCAGAUAUUUAGAUUUUAAAGGUAAAAUCCGUAUGAAGGAUGCAAAACAGAUAUAUACUGUUAUAGAAAAAUACCAACCUGUAAGUGAAAACAUUGGUGGUGAUAAACCAGUAUACCAUUAUUUUGGUAGAUUAGUACAAAGAAGUAACAGAAGUGCCAUGGAGAAGUACGACUUAAAGAAGAGACCUUACAAAGGUACUACAAGUUUUGAAGCAGAAUUAUCUUUAGUGAGUGCAAAUAUAGCUCAGGUAAAACCAGGUACAAUAAUGUACGACCCAUUUGCGGGCACAGGUUCAUUUCUAGUUGCCGGUGGUCAUUUUGGUGCUCUGGUUAUCGGCUCGGAUAUUGAUGGAAGAAUGAUAAGAGGUAAAGGUGCUCAAGCAAGUAUCAAUUCAAAUUUCAAAAAAUAUGGCGAAAGCGAAAAGUUCUUAGAUGUUAUUACUAUGGAUUUUACACAUAAUGCAUUAAGAUCAGAUCUAAUGAUAGAUACAAUUCUAUGCGACCCACCUUAUGGUAUACGAGAGAGUAUUAAAGUAUUAGGUGCCAAAAAUCCUGAAAAAUUUGAAGGUAAAGAGGAUGUAGAAAUUGACGGUGAAAAGGCUUACUUAAAACGUGAUUAUAUUCCAACCAAAAAACCAUACUCAUUGGAUGCAUUAUUGGAUGAUCUAUUGCAGUAUUCUACCGAGAGACUACCUAUUGGUGGCCGUUUAGCAUUUUGGAUGCCAACAGCAAAUGAUGAAAAUAUUGAAACAAUUGUACCAAUGCAUUCAAAUUUGGAAUUAAAAUAUAAUUGUGUUCAAGAUUUUAAUAAAUGGUCAAGAAGAUUAUUAGUUUAUAUCAACAGGGGUGAUGGCUACAAUGGUUCUACCAAUGCAGGUAAACAGAGAACAUCAAAUUUUAGAGACCGUUACUUUAAAAACUUCAACUAA